AUGGCGAAAGCAGAGCCCGUCACCGUGGGUUACAUGGCUUUGACCGAGGCUGAGUUCAACGAGGCCAGGUGGUGUGAUGAGUUCGAUGACCCACAUCCGAGGCAGUGGCUCUUGAGCCAUACCCCUAUCAAAGCCAUUGCUGCAACUCGUAAGCACCACGUUCGGCAGCUGGGCGUGACGUUGUCACAUGGCACCCCUCCAGGCCCAAAAGCACUCCUCAAGCGCCAUGAAAGCGGCUCCCAAGUAUUCACUGUGAUGUGCGAGCCGAACUACAUGCUGCUAUGGGUGCGAACCAGCACGAAUAUUGCAGCUUUAGUGGCAGAAGGCAAGUUGACGGUCACCAAGGAUGGUGGCUUUGUCUUGCAGCGCUCUUUCGACCCCUUCCACAUGGACUUCGAAGAGGGUUGGACUGCGGACUGGCUGCCUAUGACAUUUCUUCCAUACAAGCUGGCAGAUUCUUCCAAGUGCUUUCUCUUCGCCUCGGAUCAGCCCAAGGGAAGCCCGAGUGGCUUUGUGUACUACCUGAGCAUCCCUGACGUCAUCCAGACCAUGAUGGAUUGCGGCGUGAGCAUGGACAGGGAGAUGGUGCUUCGCAAUUUGCUGGACAGCGACGUGACUGCUGACUUGGCACUCCUUCUCAAGAAGAACCAUUGGUCAGCUGAUGUGACGGCGCCGUUGACCGCUGUGAUCGUGAAAGAUCGCGCGGCUGUUCCAAUGUUUGCUUCUUCGGUUGUCGCUCAGACCUUGGCCUUCUUCGCCUUCAGCCAGCAUGCCAUCCAACAGCAAGAAAAUAAAAGUGUCUCCUUGCUUUUGCUGACGCUCAGGACAGAUUCAUUGCUUGGUGGAGCAGCUCCUUUCACGAACCCUUUGGGCAGCUUCUGGCUAGCUGAUGUGUCAACCUUGCUUUCCCUCCUCAAGGAUGGCAAGGCAGCUUUGGAAGUAGAGCCGUUUCACAUGAGCGUCAACAAUACCCAAUCGAAGAGGCUCUCACAUUCAGAUGUUCGUGCUGAAACGAAAGCUUUUGGCAUGCAGAAGCGCAAAGCAAUGCUGGAGGAAUGUGUCUCCUUUUUGACACUGGACUUGGAGAGGAAGAAGACCCAGUUGAAGAAGAUCGAGCAGAAGAUGGAGGAGCAAGCAGCUGCAGAGGCUAACGAGACAACUUCAGGACCACCUCCUGCUGAGAGCUGA
Messenger RNA from Cladocopium goreaui, 1188 nucleotides. The record is from the annotation of a GenBank genome assembly. Lineage: Eukaryota; Dinophyceae; Suessiales; Symbiodiniaceae.